UUGGUUACGCUCGGAUAAUCAAAUUCUCUAUUCAGCCUCUCGGGCCCAUUGUUUACGCAGCGCGCGUACCAUUACCUGAGGAUUAUUGUAGUAGUUGGAGCCAGUGGAUGUUGUUCCUUACCGUUUUGUACGUACCCCUUGGGGGGUAUAGGAGAAGGAAAGAACAUCUCCUUAAAUACAUUUAGACAUCGGCUGCCUUCUUAAGGAUGCCGACACGAACCGAGCGACUGGGAAGGAAAAUUUGGUAGAGAUUGGAUGCCGGGAUUUGAUUAAGAAGUCUUUAUACGUCAAGACAGUGUUUCGAUUGUUGCUCGGGCGGUAAUAGGACUUAUGCUGCAGUCCAUUUUCCUGUUGAGGUACAAAGAGCGCAGGAAAUCCGAUUCGAACGGACUAAAGAGUCGGUACUGUUGGGAAGCCGGCCUGCUCGCGAGGUAACACGACUUACGAGAAGUCGAGAGGAGACAGCGAAGCAUGACCUGUUGACCGAAUGGAGUAGAAACGGUAGCAGAAACGUGUUCAAAUACGCGGUGGGUUUUCGACUUUUUUCUCGCCUCAUUUGAAAGAAACUACAGCUCUUAACAAAGUCGCUGUUGGACACGGAAAGACGGAGACAUCUACAGGGAAUUCUACAACGGGCAAAGGCGAAGACUAGGUACCAUGGUGUGCAUGUGGGUUGACAAGAGAGUUCGACGGGCCUUCAAACAUUGGGGAGUCUUGGUAGCCAGACGACCAGAACCCUUCGUCAUCCUACCCAUAGUUGCGACAGUAUUGCUCGGGUAUUUCGGACUGAUUCAUGUAGCGGUCGAGGACAACUUCGACUCUUUGUUUACACCGAGUUAUAGCCAAGCUCAACAGGAUGUGGCAAGGCUCCAGGCGCUGGGAUUCGAACCCUCUGACCUUACACUUGAGGCUGCUGCAAGGGUUAUUGUACAAGCGAGCGACGGUGGAAACGUGCUACGUCAAGAAAUCUUGCAAGAAGUCUUACUCCUACAUGAUAUCGUGCGCAACGUCAGUAACGAAAAGGGGGAGAAUUUUACGACGCUGUGCCGCAAUUCGUCCGUCGACGGGACGUGUUACGGUAACAAUGUGAUUAGGUUGCUGAUUACAAAUGGAACAGUCAUAUUGAAUAACCUGCGGUACCCUUACUAUGGGGCUGACAACAGUGACAAUUCCUCUGGGCAGUUCGUAGGGGACGAGUUAGGCGGAGUGUGGCUACGGCCGGAUGGAAGGACUGUACGCGAAGCCAGAGCGUUUCAGCUGUCGUACCACUUACGGACGCCAGGAGCGCAGUGGAUGGAAAACUUUCGGCAGGCCAUAGAAAACUUCUCGGCCGAAAACAUCACAGUCACCUACCUGACGUCCACGUCACUCAGCAGUGAGCUCAGGAGAAUGCCGGGAAGACUCCUGCCAUAUUUGGGAGGCAGUGCAGGGAUGGUGGCUCUGUAUUCUGUGUUGUCGUGCAUGAUGCUGGACUGUGUUCGGUCCGAGCCAUGGCUGGGACUCAUGGGAUCGCUGACGUCACUCAUGGCUCUGACGUCAGCUGUGGGCCUCUUGCAGCUCUGCGGAGAAAAGUUGACCACCAUUGAAAUGGCCGCCAUGUUUAUUUUUAUAGGCAGCAAAGUCGGUAGUACUCACACCCUACUCUGGGCGUGGCGAAGAACAGACCCUACCCUCUCCGUCCGCCAUCGAAUGGGCGCCGCCAUGGCGGACACCGCUGCGCCCAUCGCCAUUGGCUCUUUGACCGACUACGUCACGUACGCCGUUGGCAUGGCGACGUCGUUUCCCGCGGUUCGAUCGUUCUGCAUCUUCGCCAUAACCACCGCGGUGUUUUGUGACUUGUACCGGCUGAUGUUUUUCACGGCCUUCCUGUCCCUAUUCGGACACAGAGAAGACGGGAACAGACAUUGUCUGACGUGUAUGCGCGUGAGAACAGCCUCGUCACAGUCCCCCUGUUACGCGCUGUGUUGUGCCGGGGACGGAAUGCCGUCGGCACACGUCGAGAAGAGAUUGUCGGUGAUGCGUAAUAAUGUCACCAAAGAGGACAUGCAGAAUCCGCUGUUGGUUGCACCGUCCAAAGUGUUGCCGCGUUCGACUAACGCGUCCGUACAUUCGGCGGCAACAUUCCCCAUCUACCCGCCCCACACAGAACACACCGAUUCACCAGACAACUCCGCCCGAAAGUCGGCAGACCCUUUCAUGGCGGAGUUUUUCUCCUCCUACCUAGGUCAAUGGCUGAAGAAGCCAUGGAUGAAGUUUUUCAUCCUCUUGGUCUAUCUCGCAUACCUAGGCGCUGCAAUACGGGGUUGUGUUCUGGUGCAACCGGGACUAAAUCAUAACAAUCUUGCCGCAGAUGAUUCACAUAUUAGCACAUUUGCCACCCAAGAGAAGGAAUAUUUCACAAUUUACGGGCCCAGGAUAGACCUAGUCGUGACCAACAGAGGAAACUUUUCAGAUAAAGUGGUCGAAGAUAAUGUCGAACUGAAGCUCCAAUCGUUCAGCCAAAGUUCACUCUUCCAUAGUGAUUACGACGUUUGGCUACGCAGUUACACGGACACUUCAAGGGUGUCGAUUUUAGCAAAGGACGCUAGCACAAGUUCGCGCCAGGCAGAGAUUAUGUUAGAAGCUCGUCGGAUUGCGACGACAGGUGACGUAGAGAUGGUGGUAUACGCUCCCCAGUUUUACUUGUAUGAGCAGUUAACGACAGUACUACCCGAAGGUCUAAUGCUGACAGGCAUUGCAGCUGCCGCUAUCUGCGCUUCUUCAUCUCUCCUCGUACCCCAUUGGACGGGUGGGUUCGUUGUCGUCAUUUCCGGUGCUUCGGUCAUGGUAGGAGUUGUCGGGUACAUGGCAUUGUGGGAUGUCAAGUUCGACGUCGUUUCGACCGCCGCCAUCUUGGCAAGCGUCGCGCUAGCGACUGACAUUCCAGCGCACGUGACGUAUGCUUACGUUGUGGCCCAUCGGAUCUCAAAUCCCAGCAACUGUGUUGUUGCGGCAAUGCACACUGCCGGCAUGCCGGCGGCACAGUCAGCCGUCUCCACUAUCCUUAGCGUGAUCCUCCUUGCAGUCUUUCCCGCCGAAACUUCCCGCGUUUUCUUCAAGAUAAUUCUCCUUACCGCCUUGUUCAGCACCGCUCACAGCUUCCUCUUUCUGCCCGUUCUUCUCGGUGUUAUGAGCCCGUGUUUCCCGACGAAAUCCAACCGAAAGAAGGCCGGAACUCCUUCGGACGGGGGCAGGACUAACGCCGACGAGUCUGGCAUUAGUGCCCCGUGGCAGGAGCAUCUCGACCAACUGGACAAACACAUCUCGCUAUGGGAACAGACGGAGUUCCGCUCAACAAUAAGCGACGCAACCCCCUCAGCAAUAGGGAGCCGCAUGCUUUCUACGUUCUCUUCCCUUUCAACCUCUCCCACGGCAGAUUCACUUUACCGUGGACGAGCGGAAAGACAGAACCCUCGAAAGACACCCCAGAGGUCUAACUCCAUGUUCGAAGGACCACGCACAUCUCUGGAUCUGUCUCUCUUUGAGACCAGGCAAAGAGACCAGCUGCGUCGAAUGUCUUCCCGUGACGUCGUCAUGCCAUCGGCGAGACUAGCCAAUCAGCAGCGGCAAGACAGAAGCGUCAUCGAUGGGGCCCAAUCUUCCCGUCGUCUGUACAAACAUGGGAAGAAAGAAGCCCAAGACUCCAUGCGCUACAGACUGGUCUUUCCUCACGAGGACUAUUACCGCCAAGCGACGCGGAACGGAAUCGCCGUCGUACACCGUCGGGAGAGUUCGGGCGAGUCGACGACCCGACCGAUGUUUGCCGAAGACGCCCCCGAAUAUUCCCGACCGUGGCUGCACAAGCAAGACUCGCGUAUUUCCGUUAUUUCAAACCCGCGUUCGGUGUCAUCCAUCGAGGAAGAGCUGAUCACACCGCGGGCGGUUGUUGGACACCCGCUACCGGGCAUGCCCAAACGACCUUUGCGAAAGUCUCGCGAACCCUCGCGAGAUUUCUCUUCACCGCGAGAUCAUGAAUAUGACCCUCGUCCAGAAACCAAUGUUCGGAACGAACGCAUGUCUCUGCCCGUGAUACCGCAGCUACCAGACCCCCAGAAGCACACAGACCAAAGAGGAUCCGUCGAUCAUGCCAAACCAAAGAUUCGCUACUCGGGUGACGUGCACCAAAAGAACACCAAUAAACUCCUCGAUGCAGAAAUGAAGGCAUGGAUCGGGUGGGUGAUGGAUUUGAAACGCCAGGACAUGGAAGUUUCUAUCAUAUGAGAGGCAUUUCGAUAGAUAUAUCUAUUGAAGACUCUGUCUAGACUUCACCUGCCUCCAGUCAGGGUCAUUCAUUACACAGAUAUCACUGUAAAUGUGUAGCGAAAGACAUCUUUGAAAUUUGCAGUAUGUUACUUUGCUGUUUUUCCAAU
Branchiostoma floridae (Florida lancelet) is the source of this 4409-nucleotide messenger RNA. RefSeq names its product patched domain-containing protein 1-like. Gene Ontology annotation, cellular component: membrane. NCBI's taxonomy places the organism in Eukaryota, Metazoa, Chordata, Leptocardii, Amphioxiformes, Branchiostomatidae. The record is from RefSeq and is a predicted model, not a curated record. The transcript is spliced from 4 exons. Bases 658 to 4260 code for a protein of 1200 amino acids.